GAAUAUUAAAGUCACUCAGAGUGAGUGUGCGUGUAUUCCCGCUGUAGGACGAUGGGCGGCAGCAGCAGCACACUUUUCUACUACGACUACCCCUAAUUGACGUUUCCCUCUCAGGGAAACAGUUCAACUAACUAACUAACCCCAGACUGUACUGUCGACGAACGCGGCCAAGCAGGAGUUCAGUUUGAGUAGUUCAUGGCGAGCCAGCGGCCUCCCUCCGGCAUGGGCCGCCCAAUAAGCCGCAGUGGAUCAGUGCUGCCUGGUGCUGGAAGACCACCGACGGCCGUCAGACCUCCUCCUACGGCUAUACGUGUCGCAACUGGGAUGGUUCCAGGUACGAGUAGUCAUCCUGGUAUGAGGGGCGGCCUCCCUAUUGCAACUCCUGGAGUCCUGUCAGCGCCAAUUAAAGUGACUGACAGGCCUGUGACCCAACAGGGGCUCAGUGGGAUGAAGACUGGUAUGAAAGGUCCUCAGAGACAGAUUCUGGAUAAGUCCUACUACCUGGGCCUCCUGAGGAGUAAGAUCAACGAGUUAACCACGGAGAGCAGCAAACUGCACAAAGAGAUCGAAAACUACAACCAGGAGAACUCUGUUUAUCUGUCCUAUGAGAAGAGGGCUGAAGGCCUGGCUGCAGAGAUUAAAGAUCUACAAGGCCAGCUUGCUGACUACAACAUGCUGGUGGACAAGCUCAACACCAACACAGAGAUGGAGGAGAUGAUCAACAACUACAACAUUGUGAAAGCCCAGAAUAACAGCGAGGCUGAAAGCAUUGACAGCAUCUUCACUGAGAGGAGAGAAAGAGAGGAGGCCAUCAGGGCGAUUGAAGAAGAGAUCAGGAGGGAAAGGCGUGUUGCUGACGAGGUUGUCCAGGCCAUGCCAUCCACAAAGCAAGAAAAGUAUUUCAGCAUGACAACAGCCAAUGAGGAGCUGCUGCAGGAACUCACUGUUCUCCAGGAGGAGCUGGACAUUCUCAUCACCAGGAAGGAGGACUAUGAAGCAGAGCUCUACCACUCGCACAUAAAGCAGGAAGUGGUUCGGCUUCACGACACCCUGUCGGCGCUGGAGGCGAAACGUGACACCAUGGAGGCCGAGCACAAGAGCCUGGGCUCCCCACAGGAGGAGAGAGAGAAGCUGUUUAAACAGGUGAAGGAGGACAACCAGGAAAUCGCCAGCAUGGAGAGACAGCUCACAGAGAUCAGGGACAGGGCCACCCAGAUCACAGAGGAGAUCCGUCAGCUGGAGCAGGACUCAGAGGAAGCACAGGGCGAGUGUCAGCAGAAAUACAAAGAGCUGAAGAAGAAAGAGGAGGAGAUCGAUCGGUACCUGGAGUCGUUCGAGGAGUCCAGGGCUCAGGAGCAGGACAAGAUGACACAGAGCCAGGAGAACAUCGUCUCCCUUCUGGAACACUGCAGCAGGAACAUGUUGCGACUACGUCAUGUGGAUACAGUGACAGCCAGUGAGCUGAGGAACAUGCAGGAGGUGCUGGUCAGCAAGGAGACGGAGGUGGUCCAAUCAGAGAGCACCGCCAAGGGACUGACAACCGAGUCCCAGCGUCUGCAGCAGGACCUGGAGAAGGUGCAGCAGCUGGAGGGGAAGAUCACAGGUGAGCUGAGCACCCUGAGGGAGCGCGUCAGCACCAUGGAGUCCGAGCUGCGCACCUACCGAGACCUGGACACCCUGAAGCACACGGCGGAGGAGAAGAAGAAGAGACUACAGGUGGAGCGUGUGUCAAUGACUCAGCGUCGGGAUUCAUUCAAACAGCUGCUGGAAGAAAUGAACCAGAAAUAUGAAGCUCUGAAGAGCAAACUGCAGGAAAAUGAGACGCACGCUCAGCUGGCUAACCUUGAAAGGAAAUGGCAGCACAUGGAGCAGAACAACUUUGUAAUGAAAGAGUUCAUCGCCUCGAAAUCCCAGGAGACCGACUACGACUCUGUCGCCAAGAACGUCUCCCAGCAAGUGUCCGAGUACAACAAGAGUCUGAUGGAGAACUUGCAAAACAACAGGAGUUAGGCACACACACAGGAAAACACACACUGCAGGUAGAGUGGAAUCAUUUCCCAGUGAUGCUCAGACUGAAGCACCAUAUACGAGCAGAUUACACAUUAGUUAUAAAUCUUAUAAACUCUUCUUGUGUUUUGUUCUCCAGACAAAAGAUGGUGUGUUUUCUAAAUAUUAAUAUUAGGUUUGUUUCAGUUUGUGAUGAGUCACUUACACUACAGCUGCUUACUAUCCUUAAAAUCUCCAAAUGUGUCUGCUUAGUCAAGGUUUGUAUUUAUCUGCAUUAUUUUCUAUUAAAAUAUGUAUUCAAAUUC
Messenger RNA from Larimichthys crocea (large yellow croaker), 2312 nucleotides. It is a transcript of the gene ift74, whose product is annotated as intraflagellar transport 74. NCBI's taxonomy places the organism in Eukaryota, Metazoa, Chordata, Actinopteri, Sciaenidae. The record is from RefSeq and is a predicted model, not a curated record. Gene Ontology annotation, biological process: cilium assembly; intraciliary transport involved in cilium assembly. Gene Ontology annotation, molecular function: beta-tubulin binding. The transcript is spliced from 21 exons. Gene Ontology annotation, cellular component: intraciliary transport particle B; cilium. The coding region runs from base 196 to 2010 and encodes 604 amino acids.